Messenger RNA from Babjeviella inositovora NRRL Y-12698, 3867 nucleotides. RefSeq lists its product as uncharacterized. The record is from RefSeq and is a predicted model, not a curated record. Gene Ontology annotation, molecular function: protein binding. The transcript has a single exon. The coding region runs from base 360 to 3722 and encodes 1120 amino acids. NCBI's taxonomy places the organism in Eukaryota, Fungi, Ascomycota, Pichiomycetes, Serinales.
GGCUUAUCCUCUUUCCCAGGUCUUCCAGAAAUAUAACAGCCGAUUUUCCCUUUGGUUAAAGGUCAACAACGCACUGUUUUGAUUCCCUUCCGCCUUGGUUCAUUUUCUUGCAACCUGUGCUGUUCCUAUUGCUGUGCUAGCUAGCUUGAGUUUGACCCUUGACGCCUCCUCCACUUGGGCCAGAACCCCUUUUUUUCUUCAUUCCUCCUCCAUUUCUUCCCCCUUUAUACAAUAUUUGCCAGGCUGGUACAGUUAUAGCACUUGUUGAACUACCUUGCUACUAAAACCUCACUUAAGGCUCCAACGGAAUCACUUGGUUUUGGUUGUAAAACCUAUACAGCAUUUAAAGUACUCACCAUAUGUCUCGCUCACCCUAUGACUCGAUGACGUUUGGGAACACGCUCUCCCUCCGCGUGGAUUCCGCAGUGAGUGCGAUAAGUCUCAGUCCCAACGGGCGUGACGCAGUCCUUGCGGGACGUAAAGGCUUGUACGUGGUUGAUAUGGAUGACCCGUUCUCGGCGCCGCGCUGGAUUCAGCAUGCGACAUCGUGGGAGGUUGCGGACGUGCAGUGGUCACGACAUGCGGCAAAGCCGUCGUGGGUAGUGUCGACGUCGAAUCAGAAAGCAAUGGUAUGGAACCUUGCGCGGUCAUCGUCGCGCGCCCUCGAACACGUGCUCCACCGCCAUGUGCGUGCAAUCACAGACAUUAACUUCCACCCCACGGACCCCGAGAUCCUUGCGACUUGUUCCGUCGACACGUUUACAUUCGUGUGGGAUAUGCGCGCACCGCGUAAACCGUGCCACCUGUUUCCAGACUGGCGCACGGCUGCGACGCAGGUCAAAUGGAGCUAUGCGGACCCACAUGUGCUCGCGUCAUCGCACGAGAACUACUUCUACAUCUGGGACACGCGCAAGGGCGCGAAGCCGUUGCACACGGUGCAGGCGCACACGGCCAAGAUCAACGGGCUCGAUUUCAGUAAGACCAGCGCAUCGCAGCUUAUCUCGUGCUCUAAUGACAUGACUGUCAAAAUCUGGGACUACGAGACGAGUAUUGAGAAGCCUGCACACGUAAUUCGCACGGAGUUCCCGGUGGCGCGCGCGCGCUACCUCCCGUUUGGUGACGAUGGGUGCGGAAUUCUGCCACUCAGCGGAGGUAGCAACGCCGUCUAUAUCGCGAACUACCGCGACAGCGCGGACGCGGCAAUGAAGCCGACAUACGUGUUCAAGGGUCAUAGCAUGCCCGUACGUGACUUUCUCUGGCGUGAGCGCUACGCGGCGUAUCCCGCAACGGACGACCGCGAGUUCCAGCUCGUGACCUGGGCGAAAGACCGCGACUUGCGGUUGUGGAAGACCAACGACGAGUUGUAUGCGCGCACCGGCUUGGUCCGCAACAACACGUUUGUUGACUUGUUCGACGAGAACCCGCACCCGCACGACCCCAAGGAGGCUCCCUACAGCUACGACACGUUCAGCGUGGAGCCCUCGACUGAGGGGGUUUUUAGAAACCGCAAGUAUCUGUUUGUGUCCAAGGGUAGUGCGAAUAAGUUCAGCCAUCUUGACUGGAUCUCUGGGGUGCGCAUUGGGUCGGGUAAUGCCGGGACGAACUUUUUUGAUCACCAGCCGGCGAACCUCGGCGAGGAGGUCAGUUUAGUGGGCCACAAGUUCCCGAAAAUCCGCUUUGAGAAGAUCUCUGUCUCAACGGGGCGCCUUGUGGUGUCGCUCAAUGGUGCAUGGAGUGGCCUGGAUGAAGAGAGCGACUUGCUCUUCAUCCGAGUGGAGAUUGACUUUCCGCCAGAGUACCCGGCGCUCUCUCCGCGAUUCGCGGUCGAGCAGAGUCAUGAACUUUCGGCGGCUGUGCAGCACGAAAUGGCGCUGGAGUUGGCACGUGUUGCAGACACAUAUGCGGAGCGCAGCCGGUUCUCGCUCGAAGCUUGUCUCCGCUGCCUCAUGGGUGAGAAGCUUAACUUGGAGGAGUUUACGGACGAUGAGUUAGCCAUGGGCGUAUUGGAGGACGCAUAUGACUAUGCGGCGUCAAGCGCGGUCUCAGACGAGGAGGAGGAAGAUGAUGAGGAGGAGUUAGUGCCGUUAGUAUCGAUCACCGCGCGCGGUACAAGAUCUGCGCCUACCGGCCGCUUUGACAGUACUCCUGUACCCAAGGGCUGUGGUGCCGUGUGGACGCGUGACGGUGGCUUGCUCUGUUUCUUUGUGUCGAAGGUGAGCAAAGAGAAGAAUGUGUUGAAAUUUGACUCGCAAGGGUUUGGCAUCAAGGCCAAGGGCGCUCUGGCCAACCUUCUGACCGAUUCACUUUCGUCUGCGUCGUCUGCAUCGUCUGACAGCUUCGAUGAAGAUUGGAACGAUAUCCUUGUAAAGGACGGGCCCAAGCGUGCACUUAUGCCCGGUUUGUGGAACCGUGGACUCAAGGAUUAUGGUGAUUUCCGUAGCAAGCGCCCGGGCUCUCUUCCGACUGAACGCUCUCUUGGGACUACCACAUCCAGCAAGAACACUGUGCGCAUCUUCGACUAUAGCCACCUCAUCCCAGACAAGAUCGCAUUAGCGCGUGAGUACCGUAUCCUAGGCGAUAGCCCGGAGGUGUUGGCGCGCUACAAUGCGGAGGUGGCGCGUGCUCACGGUUUUUUGGAUAUUGCCGACUGUUGGCGUGUUGUAGCUGUGUUACUCACCAAGGAUGUGGACAACACCCCUGAUGGGCUACUCAACUUGCAUCCUAACAAGGCAUUCCCCGAGAUUCUCAAGCACGCGCACCCUGACAGCCUCCGCUUCUUCUGGGGCGGCCAUCCGUUUGGGCGCAACUGGCUUGUGCGCGAAAUUUUUCGCUACUACGAGCGCCUAGGAAACGUCCAGAUGUUAGCGAUGUUGUCGUGCGUGUUGUACGAAAAUGCCGAGACCAUCUUCGACCCUAGUAUCCCCAUUAGCGUACCGUUUAAGAAGCCGGUUUCGCUUCUGGUAGAGCGCACUACGGUUGUGGCUGUGAAAGCGACUCCCGCACCGCGCUUCAAUUCACUCUCGGGCUCCGUCUCUUCCUAUGCUAGCAGUGUCAAGUCUGGGUCGCCCGAGCGCUUUAGCCGCUCGCGCAAGCAUAUCUCCAGUGCGCAGUCGUUCGUAGACCCCUUUGCGCUGUUCUCGCCAAUCAAGAAAGAAGGCAUCACCAGCGUGUUAAUGGGCCGCACCAUGUCCGAUUCGCACGCCAGGGAUGGCCACUCUUCCCACAGAAACGAUUCCAGACACGAUCUCCACAUCCCCAAAACAGCGUCUGAGACUUCUCGUUGGCCCGAAAAAAAGCGCAGCGUGGUGCACACGGUACUGAUCCAGAUGCUCAAUGAGACAGUGUUGGAUGUAUACGAUACCAUGUACAUCUCGAACUUAUUGGACGCAAAGUAUGAGGAUCGCUACACUUACUACCGUGAGGAGUACUCAGACCUCUUGUAUGCGUGGGGUUUGCCAUCUAGUCGUGUCCAGGUGCUUAAAUUCAACUACACGUCUGCAAUGGCGUCCUCUGAUGAUACCCACAAGUGCGGUAUUGGCCUGGUCGCUCCGCUAGCCAAACUUCAGGACUGCCACUACUGCGGCUUGCGGAUCCGUAAGAGUGUGUUCGUCUGCAAUGUCUGCGAACAUGUAUUGCACGCGAGCUGUGCCACCGAGUGGUGGGACGGGGAAAGGGAGUGUCCCAGCGGUUGUGGCUGUCUCUGUCUCGAGAAAAUGCUGUGAGUAGGAUGAUCUGCAUCUAAGGUGAAUGUGAUUGAAGAUAGUGAAAGUGGAUAAGUGACAUAGUAAUAAUUAGUUGAAGAAAUGCAGAACAUCAGACAGAUAAAAUGUAGCCUGAGCAGAAUAUGAACGAAUGAACUAGUAGAAG